Monodelphis domestica (gray short-tailed opossum) is the source of this 1724-nucleotide messenger RNA. It is a transcript of the gene GAPDHS, whose product is annotated as glyceraldehyde-3-phosphate dehydrogenase, spermatogenic. Gene Ontology annotation, cellular component: cytosol. The record is from RefSeq and is a predicted model, not a curated record. Gene Ontology annotation, biological process: glycolytic process; glucose metabolic process. Lineage: Eukaryota; Metazoa; Chordata; Mammalia; Didelphimorphia; Didelphidae. Gene Ontology annotation, molecular function: NADP binding; glyceraldehyde-3-phosphate dehydrogenase (NAD+) (phosphorylating) activity; NAD binding.
CCCAAGAACUCGGAGACCUGGGCAGGGGGAAGCCUCAGUAACAUCACUGCGGGGAUGCAGGGUAGACGUGAGCCAUGAGUAGUUAAAGGGAACAUGAGAGGCUGAGGCCAUGCCGAAACGAGACGUCAUCCUCACCAAUGUCACCGUGGUGCAGCUGCGCCGACAAGGGAGACAGCAAACUGAAGAAACCACCACAGUAGUAUGUCAAACACCCAGGGACAAGGAUCCAUGCAAACAAGAAAAGUGUGCAGGAAGUGCAGGACCCCACUCUUCUCCUCGAGCAAUCCGGGGUAGUAGUGGUGGUAGUAGUUGUGGGCUAACAGUAGGCAUCAAUGGAUUCGGUCGAAUUGGUCGUUUGGUGUUGAGAGUCUGCAUUGAAAAAGGAAUAAAGGUUGUUGCAGUAAAUGAUCCAUUCAUCGAUGUUAACUACAUGGUAUACAUGUUCAAGUAUGACUCCACUCACGGUCAAUUCCUUGGCUGUGUUGAUGCCAAAGAUGGAAAGUUGGUGAUAAACAAACAAGAGAUCACUGUCUACCAGAGCCUAAAAGCUGAAGAUAUACCUUGGAAGACUGCGGGAGCCCUGUACGUGGUAGAAGCCACUGGAAUAAACCUCACAAAAGAAAAAGCCUCAGACCAUAUCAAGGCUGGAGCUCGUCGAGUGGUGAUCACUGCUCCCUCUCCGGAUGCUCACACAAUUGUCAUGGGUGUUAAUGAUUGCAGCUAUAACCCUUGCAACAUGGUUAUAGUCAGCAAUGCCUCCUGCACCACCAAUUGCCUGGCCCCCCUAGCCAAGGUCAUCCAUGAGUCUUUUGGGAUAGUGGAGGGACUUAUGACCACCAUCCAUGCUUACACAGCAACCCAGAAGACUGUGGAUGGACCCUCCGGCAAGAACUGGCGGGAUGGUCGAGGAGCCCACCAGAACAUCAUCCCAGCGGCCACCGGUGCUGCCCAGGCUGUAACGAAAGUCAUCCCCGAACUGGAAGGGAAACUGACAGGGAUGGCCUUCCGAGUCCCAGUUCCUGACGUCUCAGUGGUGGACCUCACAUGCCGAAUAAAAAAUCCAGCCCACUUAACAUGCAUUCUAGAUGCUGUGAAGAAAGCAGCUAAAGGGCCCAUGGCUGGUAUCCUCAGCUACACCGAGGACGAGGUGGUCUCUUCUGACAUCAUCGGAAACCCCCAUUCAUCUAUAUUUGAUUCAAGGGCUAGCAUAUCUCUCAAUGAUAACUUUGUGAAACUUAUCUCUUGGUAUGACAACGAAUAUGGCUACAGUAACCGGGUGGCCGAUCUCUUGCGUCUUAUGUUCUGCAAAGAGGAAAAAUGAGAGGGAGGGGAGCCCCUGCUUCUGAGUCCACCCUGGCUGGGCACUGCGUGUUCCUUCCCCUCACCACCAGAACCUCGAUCUGGUCUGGUCCUCAAGGCGUCGCCCCCUUCUCUCCACCUCCAAUGCCAGCAUCUCCAUUAACCGUCUCUUUUCUGCCAACCCUCACCCACACCCCUCCUCUCCCCGGGCCCAGCUUGGGGGGCAGGAAGGGUCCUCGUGUGUAUGUGUGUGUGUGUUUGUGAAUGUGUUCUCUGUGUGUAUAUACUCUCCAGACCUCCUCCCUUCCCCUCCCUCUAGCCCCGUGCCUCCCCGAUCCUCUCCCCUGGGGGCUACUCCACACAAGAGUCCCAGAACGACAGUGCCAGCAUGUCCAAUAAAUAAAUAUCUAAGUCCCCGCCUGCAA